AUGGAGCUGAACCAGACAUCCCCACCUCCCACAUCACCCGUGCCAGAAACUGAUGGAGACAACCAGUGCAGGGUAGAAGUCACCGACGUGGCCAUAGAUGGUGUCACGCUGCUCAUCUGCCUCUGCGGGCUGGUGGGGAACGGGACCGUCCUCUGGCUCCUCGGCUUCCACAUCCGCAGGAACCCCUUCACCGUCUACAUCCUCAACCUGGCCGUCGCCGACUUCACCUUCCUCCUCUUCAUGGUCACCUCAGCCCUCCUCUACAUGAUGGACAACAUCUGCUCCACUGUGGUGUCCAUGAGGUACCUGAGGUCUCUUUUCCUCCUCUCACUCUUUUCCUACAACAUGGGCUUGUAUCUCCUGACGGCCAUCAGCAUCGAGAGGUGUGUGUCCAUCCUCUGCCCACUCUGGUACCGCUGCCGCCGUCCCCCGUGCUUGUCAUCCGUGGUGUGUGCCCUGCUCUGGGCCCUCUCCAUCGCUGUCAUUGCUGCAGUGACUUCUCUGUGCCUGCUGCACGAGCACGAGCACUGCCGGGUGGCUCUCAUCUCCAUGUACGUCCUCAACUUCCUCAUCUUUGCCCCACCCAUGGUCAUUUCCAAUGUGAUCCUGUUCUUUAAGGUUCUGUGUGGCUCCAAACAACGUCAACCCAGGAGGCUCUACAUUGUUAUCUUCCUCACUGUCCUUUACUUCCUCAUCUUUGGGGUUCCUCUCAGCAUCUGGAAUUUCCUGCAGCAGUUCAGCUAUGAUGUCCUGUCCUCCCAGGUUGUUUUCCUGCUCGCCUGCAUCAACAGCAGCAUCAACCCCUUCAUCUACUUCUUGGUGGGGAGCUGUCGGAGGCACUGCUCCUUGGUACCCCUCCAGGUCGCCUUCCGGAGGGUCUUUGAAGAGACGGUGGUCACUGUGAUCUCCAGCUAA
Molecule: messenger RNA, 915 nt
Organism: Antrostomus carolinensis (chuck-will's-widow)
Lineage: Eukaryota; Metazoa; Chordata; Aves; Caprimulgiformes; Caprimulgidae
Product: mas-related G-protein coupled receptor member H
Exons: 1
Coding region: 1-915 (304 amino acids)
Biological process (GO): G protein-coupled receptor signaling pathway
Cellular component (GO): plasma membrane
Molecular function (GO): G protein-coupled receptor activity
Source: RefSeq, a predicted model, not a curated record